Messenger RNA from Heterocephalus glaber (naked mole-rat), 251 nucleotides. The record is from RefSeq and is a predicted model, not a curated record. Lineage: Eukaryota; Metazoa; Chordata; Mammalia; Rodentia; Bathyergidae.
CUCAGAGUAGCCUCCACAUAACAGCCAUCUCUGCCAUGAAGGUCCUUCGGGGUCUCCUUGUGCUCUGCACACUGAGCCAUUUCUGCAGCACUUCAGAAGUUAACAGUAUGGCUUUGACAACUGUUGACUGCAGCAUUUACAGGAAGUACCCAGUGGUGGCCAUCCCUUGCCCCAUCACAUACCUGCCAGUUUGCGGUUCUGACUAUAUCACUUAUGGGAAUGAAUGUCACUUGUGUACAGAAAGCUUGUGA